AUGUGCUCCAGUAGGGGCAACGUGAGCGACGGCGGCGACGGCGGCAGCGUCGGUGGCGGAAGCGUCGGCGACUCUGGGGUAGAUGGGGCCUGGGGGCCGCCCGUGCUGCAGCGCCGCGUCUCUGCGCCCGCGGCGGGCGGCGGCGCCGACGGCCCGCCCCCAUCGCUUGCCGCGCGCUCCCCUCGGUCGCCCUGCCGCGAGAGCCCGCGCGUGCGGCGGCGGACGAGCCGGCUGAACGCCGCGUGGGGCAGCAACCCCAGCCGCCUCAGCCACACCAGCGCGGCCCACGCGCCCCCGGCCUCCCCGGCGCCGCUCGCUAUCAGCGGCGGCGCGGUCGGCGCCAGCUGCGGCGGCGCCACCAGUGCAGCUGCGUUUGGUUGCGGCGGCGAGGCGUUCCCAGAUCCGCUGCUGCUGCCGAGCUUGCCGCAGGUGGACUUCAUUGAGCGGAUUGGCAAGGGCAGCUUCGGCGAGGUGUUCAAGGCCAGCGCCCGCGAGGGCGAGGGGGCCGCCGAGCGGGCUGCGGCGGCGCCUGCGGAGGCGGUGGGCGCUGAGCUGGCGCGGCAUGAGUACGAGUCGUGGCUCAACGCCAACCUGCGGCACCCGCAGAUUGUGCAGCUCUUCACAUCGUUCACUCUCGCACUGGAGGCGCCCGCGGGCGCCACACACGCAGCAGCCGGCAGCGCGUGCGGGGCUGGGGGCGGGGGCGCGAGGGAGGGCGCGGCGGGCGCGACGCAGUGGAAGACGCACCUGAUCAUGGAGUGGUGCGACAUGGGCACCAUGCAGUGCGCCGCGCCCUCAUCGCGCCCCCUCCCUUCGCCCCGCCGCGGCGCGCGUGCCAAGGCGGCGCUGCGCGGCGGCGCGUUCCUGGACGACGCCGGCCUGGUGCGCCUGGACUUUGUCCUUGCGACCGCCAAGGAGGUGUGCGCCGCGGUCGCCUACCUCCACGGCUGCGGCGUCGUGCACGGCGACCUGAAGGCGACAAACGUGCUGCUGAAGGGCGCCGCCGCGACGCGCCACGACGGGCGCGGCUUCUGCGCGCGGGUGUCUGACUUUGGGCUUAGCCAGGUCAUGGAGAUGUUCAGCACCCCAGCAGGCCCCACCCCCACCGGCAGCAGCAACAGCAGCUGCAGCAGACGCAGCAGCUGCACCGGCAGCAUCAGCAGCAGCGGCAGCAGCGGCGGCGGCAGCGCCGCGGCCGGCGCCGGCGCGCCGUGCUUCGGCGCGCUGACGCACGCGGCUCCGGAGCUGCUGCGGGGGGCGCCGCUGAGCCGGGAGUCUGACGUGUACGCAGUGGGCGUUCUGCUGUGGGAGCUCGUCACCUGCGGGGCCCCCUUCCAUGGCAUGAACCCCGGCCAGCUCAUGAGCGCCAAGCUGAGCCGCCCGACGGCCGACAUGCUGCCGCUGCCAGACUGGGUGCCCCGGGGGCUGGCGGAGCUCUGCCAGGGCUGCUGGCGGGACGACCCCGCGUGCCGCCCGCCGAUGGAGGGCGUGAUUGCGGCCCUCAACCGCCUCGCGGUGGAGCUGCUGGGGCAGGACCGCGCCGUCGCCGCGUUCCCAGACGUGGCGAAGCUGGUGCUGGCAAUGCGGCGCGCCGCGGCGGCGGCGACGGCGGCGGCAUCUGCAGACCCGCACAGCAGCGGCGGCGGCGGCAGCGGCGGCGCGGAGGCUGGCAGGGAGCGGUGA
Monoraphidium neglectum is the source of this 1683-nucleotide messenger RNA. RefSeq names its product Serine/threonine-protein kinase HT1. Gene Ontology annotation, molecular function: protein kinase activity; ATP binding. Gene Ontology annotation, biological process: protein phosphorylation. The record is from RefSeq and is a predicted model, not a curated record. The transcript has 6 exons. NCBI's taxonomy places the organism in Eukaryota, Viridiplantae, Chlorophyta, Chlorophyceae, Sphaeropleales, Selenastraceae. The coding region runs from base 1 to 1683 and encodes 560 amino acids.